Aspergillus luchuensis is the source of this 711-nucleotide messenger RNA. RefSeq lists its product as uncharacterized. Bases 1 to 711 code for a protein of 236 amino acids. The transcript has a single exon. NCBI's taxonomy places the organism in Eukaryota, Fungi, Ascomycota, Eurotiomycetes, Eurotiales, Aspergillaceae. The record is from RefSeq and is a predicted model, not a curated record.
AUGUUUUCCUGGGUCUUCCAACACCUCGAGCGCAAGCACGAGCGCCGAGGCAACUUCCAGAAAGCUCAACUAUACCGCGUCCGACAGUUCUCACAUCCUCCUGUUUCAGAACUGCGGAACAGCCCGGUAUGGAACCCGGUUGGAAAAUACCUGCAAGCCUGUUUUAACCUACGCUUCUGCGUACAGCGCGAGGUCUAUCUACAGGCCAGACAUGAUGAGCUGUAUGAGAAGCUGAAUAUAGACCCAUCUGCAGGAGAUACGUCUUGGUCUGUCACUGAGAUGCAAGCCCUAAAAAAGGCCCUCCAGUCAAUGCCAAAGGCCAUCUGGAAUCUGGAACGAGAAGCCCAGCGUCUCUUGAUUAUGAUUUAUGAUGAGCCUCUGGAGCGAAUGCUGUGUGCUCACCACAAACGGGAAGAUUGGUAUCUUUCAAAAUGGCUGCGCGCAGAAUGUACGCGGUCGGGAGGGUGUUGUGGACGGGCAUGCGGGUGCUGUGAAAGACAGAGAAAUGAGAUGCAUCCACAGUACAAAGGCCACUGCACUUCGAUGUGUUUAUGCUGUGAAAAGGCGAGAGGGUGCAGCAUUAUGAUCGAUAACUAUAAGAAUGAUGUGAUGAUCAUCGAUAUCUUUCAACCCGACUUCGACGAUGCCAGGUUAUCCUACGCAUAUAGCUGGAUAAAUGCCUAUGUUGUUGGGUUGGAUCCUGAGAUAUGA